AUGAAACCCGGGCAGACACAACUACCGGAGAAUUUUGAAUGGUUUAGUGAACAAAUCGCCGGACAUCAUCCAUCUGUUGUGAGGAAUGGGGAACGUGAAAUUGGUUUCAUAAAAGAGAAGGGGAGUGAACUGCUUAUGAAACCAGUCCAGGAGGGCGUCCGUGGACAAUGUGAGGUUGCUGUAUAUGAUCGUAUAAAUGAGUGGAUCUUAAACGAUGUUUUAUCGAGGAAUAAUAAUAAUAAUAAUUCAAGUAAGUUUGAUAACGAUCGGAACAGGGAACUGUUUAUUCGACUCGCCAAAUUUGUACCGAAAUACUUCGGUCUAAAAACCAUCUUCAUUGGUCCAAAAGAGGUGCAAUGUUUACUGCUAGAAGAUUUAACGUACCGCUAUAAGCAACCAUGCACGAUGGAUAUCAAAAUUGGGAAGGUCACAUAUGAUCCAAAUUCAACGCCUGCAAAACGCCGUUCCGAAACAAUCAAGUAUCCUGAGCAAAAAAUAUUCGGCUUCAGACUUCUGGGUUAUCGAAUGCAUUGUGUGGAAGGGAGACCACCAAGGGUUCGAGAUAAAAUGUGGGGACGUUCGAGGACACUGGAGAAUAUUUUGGAAGGUGAGCACAAAAUAUUAUCAUUAAGCUGCUCAUUUAUUUUUUUAAACGAUAAUAACAGUCUUAGUGAAUAUAAUAAUAAUAAUAACUGGCAGUCUAUUUAUCACUUUUAUGCCUCAUCAAUAUUAAUUGUGUACGAAGCUUGCAUGGAUCGUCCGCCGAGAGUUUGCGUACGUCUAAUUGAUUUUUCGCACGUUUUUUCUGCAAAUGGUCUUUGUGAUGAAAAUUAUUUAUUUGGACUAAAUAAUAUGGUUGACUUCAUCGAGAAAUUUAUCGACCUCAAAGGGGAGGAAAAAUUGAGGAACGGUAAUUAA
Anisakis simplex (herring worm) is the source of this 918-nucleotide messenger RNA. Lineage: Eukaryota; Metazoa; Nematoda; Chromadorea; Rhabditida; Anisakidae. The record is from the annotation of a GenBank genome assembly.